Molecule: messenger RNA, 1830 nt
Organism: Notodromas monacha
Lineage: Eukaryota; Metazoa; Arthropoda; Ostracoda; Podocopida; Cyprididae
Source: the annotation of a GenBank genome assembly
AUGCUGAUACCCGAACACAUUCGCAUACACAGCGGAGAGAAGCCGUUCGAGUGCGCCAAUUGCGGCAAGCGGUUUUCGCACUCGGGCUCUUACUCCUCGCACAUGACGUCCAAAAAGUGCCUGGUCGUGAGCCAGAAAGCCGCCGCUGCUGCUGCUGGGACGACAGGGAACAAUCCUAGCACCAAUAACAACAACAUCAACAAUAACAGCGACAAACAACCCCCCAAUGUGGUGAAAUCUCGACAAUUAUCCCUAACCAGACUUUCUGAGUCAGAUAUGAAGAUCCAGCAUGGACAAGAUUGGAAGGAGAACGACAAAGUCGAAGUCAAACACGAAACCACAUCUUCACCUCUCCGCGUGCUCCGAACCCACUACACACGCAACCCGAAACCCAAGAAAGAAGAGCUGGAGCGGAUCGCGGACGAGAUCGGCUUCAACGUCAGGGUUGUCCAGGUCUGGUUCCAGAACACCCGGGCCAGGGAUCGACGAGAAGGACGCACCGUGCUGGGCGACCCCGCUGUGAUCUCCGGCAGGCUCUCUCUGGCUGGCAACUCUGGGCCGAAUCGGUUCUUGCAUUUCGGUUCUCCGGCGCCGAGUCUCAGCCACCAUCACCACAACCACCCCCACCAACAGCAUCAUCAUCAUCCAGUCACGAUGCCGCUGAUGUAUCCUUUGGGACAGCAAGGGGUUGUCAAUUUCGAUCAGCGGGACUCGCCUCCGUUGUCGAUGACGCACAAUGGGUUGCGUGGUGUCCAGGACGACGUGGACGACUCGGGUCAGGACGACGGCGGUUACGGCGACGCUGCUCCAUUGGAUCUGACAACGUCCAGCUGGAAGCGAGAGCGAGAUAUCGACCAGAUGUCGUCUCCUCCUACUGAUGGAGCUCCCGUUAAUCUCAGUCAGAAGAGCUCGAGGAGCCAGAGUCCGGUGAGAUCCAGGAGCGACACCCCGUCGAGCCCGAUGACGUCGUCGCUGACGUCCGCCGUAGAUGGCAACGAGCUGCGAAGCAGUUUGAUCACUGGCUCCCAGAGGUUUCCGCUGAACGGGAGCUACUUCUUCCCGAACGACCAGUUGUCUUCGCAGGGAGACGAUUUGUCCCCGGCAAAGCGUCCCUGGAAACACGAAACGACCGAUAAUGAAUCAGAUGAUGGCUCGACUUCUGCGAAACGAGUCAAGUCGGAUGACUCUCCGACAGAUGGAGCCUUGGUGUACAAAUGCGAUCAAUGCGACAAAGCCUUCGUCAAGCAAAGCAGUCUGGCUCGCCACAAAUAUGAGCACUCUGGCCAGCGUCCGCACAAAUGCGGGGUCUGCAGCAAGGCCUUCAAGCACAAGCACCACUUGACGGAGCACAGUCGGUUGCAUUCGGGCGAGAAGCCGUUCCAGUGCAGCAAGUGCCACAAGCGGUUCUCGCACUCGGGCUCCUAUUCCCAGCACAUGAACCACCGGUACUCGUACUGCAAGCCGUACCGUGACUCAGACCCAGAUCCAUCGGGUGCAUCUGGCAACGCUCCUACUGUUGCUGCUGCUGCUGCUGGGUCUCCGUGCACCAACACCCCUGGGGACGCCACGGCUGGUGCCGGCGGCGGCGCCAGUGCUGGCUGCCGCCUGUCGCCGGCAUUGUCCACCACCUCUUCGUCCGCGUCCAGCAAGCCGUUGCCCAUGCUGAUCCAGUUGGCGUCCACCAAGGAAGAGACUGACGCCGAUGACGCUGCUCUGAAUGAUGACGGAGUUGAAGACCUGUCCCGUGGUCAGUCCAGAAGCCCAAGUUCUGUCAGUUGCAGCCCUGUGCCAUCCAACAACGAGAACCCCAUCAAGCAGGAGACGGACUAA